Xiphophorus hellerii (green swordtail) is the source of this 4914-nucleotide messenger RNA. RefSeq names its product transmembrane protein 132C. NCBI's taxonomy places the organism in Eukaryota, Metazoa, Chordata, Actinopteri, Cyprinodontiformes, Poeciliidae. The record is from RefSeq and is a predicted model, not a curated record. Bases 1023 to 4256 code for a protein of 1077 amino acids. The transcript is spliced from 9 exons.
AAAAAAGAGGCUUAACGAAACGAGUGCUUUCUGCUACGACUAGACCAAAUAGUUAAGAUAACAGUUCUCUUUCUUAUUUGUGGGAUCUGAUGUCCCCGAAGUGGAAGACACCUCCCAUGGAGCGCCGCUGGCAGAUGUUGUCAACCCUUCCUUCCCCUCUGCGCUUCUGUCUGCGCGCGUUGGACGGGGCUGGCAGCGCGUAAGCUCCCGACUCUGCAGCCUGGACUCUGUCUGUCCACAUAAACACACAAGGAUGAAGCCUUGAAGUCGGACUUUGGCGAAAUCCAGGAACGACCCCGGAGCCAGAGACUAAUUAGGACUGACAGAGGAAAGCACUGGCUCCGGUGCGCGCCGCCGCUGUUGCUGCUGCAAUCUGUUGUUGGAGUUGCGCGCGAGAGACUUUUUAACGAAACGACAGGUUGCUAAGGCGUGGAUGUAUGCUGAUCUCGAACUUUCCCCCCCUUUUAAUUAACACGUGCACGUUUCGGGAUGCCUGGCGCCUCAGUUCGGAUUUUACGCACUUCGCCGCAAACAAGUUAAGGAUGGCGCGUAACAUCCAAACAAACUGAACAUCCGAAAAGGGGGAAUCGAACAUUAUUUUUCUCUUUAUUCUUAUUUUUUCGGGAUGAGUCGGAUGACGUGACAGACUAAUUGUGAACAUGCAUCCGAGCAGGAUUUCCUUCAUUGUUUUCGACGUCUCCAAGAGUCAUGCAGAGGCUUACGCUCUGAACAUGCUGGAAAGGUUGACGCAAAGCAGCAAGUUUUCAUUUAUGUGAUUCAUGAAUUAUCAUCAUCAUCAUUAUUAUUAUUAUUUUUAAUCAAAUUAAGCCUAGUUAAAUUUCGCUCAGUCCAGCUUCCGCGUGUGUGCACAAAAACCCUGGACGAGGCAUGGCACUUAUUCCAGGAAAUACCUAUUUGAAUUUUUUAUGGAUGUCGGGUGGCUUCAUGUGUUUAAACUGAGACAUUUGGACAUGCAAUCAAAUUUGGAGAGGAAUUCCUGCCUUUCCACAAUCCAGAGAAACAUGUUGCACAUCCUGCUGCUGCAGUCGGUGUUACUUUGGGGUGGGGCAGACUGUCGAGUCCUGGAGGCUUUGCAGAGAUACUCCUCCUUCCCCAUGUACCUGCCUGUCAACUAUCAGCUGCUAAAUACGGAGUUGGGUUUUUUCCUCAAGGAAGCCAACCAGGACUUCAUGAGGAACUCUAGCCUGACCUCGCGGACUGAGGCUUUCUUCGUCUACCACACCAGAAACUUGCCGUCGGUGAACGCCAGCUAUGGGCCUCUCUCAGUGGAGCAGCCUGUCCCGUUGGAGCUCCUGCAGAGUCCCGGGACCUUCCCUGCCUCUUCGGUAUUCACCUUCAACUGGAAGGUGCAAACCUUAAUCAUGAACACGCAGAUUCAUUUAGCCAAGCCCAAAGUCCAGGUGCUGUUUUACAUAGCGGGCAGAGACUGGGACAACUACAGCACCAUUGACAAACUGCCCUGCGUACACAUGUUCGCUUUCCAUGAGACCCAGGAGGUCCGCGGUGCCUGCCAGCUCAAAGGGGAGCUCGGGCUGUGUGUGGCCGAGCUGGAGCCGCUGGCCAGUUGGUUCAGCCCCCCCAGCGUAGUGCCGGGGCGGCAAAGGAACGCCGAAGUGUCCGAGGGCACCCCGGUGGAGCUCUACUAUCUGCUGCGGUCUACAGAAGCAGGAGAGUGCCACUCCGAGGAGUCCAGAAAGGACAGCUUCAUCCGCUCCAAUCAAGAAGGGCUGUUUGGUACCUACACCUCCACCCCGCUGAGGAGGAUCGGUGGCGUGAGGCUCUACAAGACCCCCACGGAGCCGCCUCUAACAGAGCUCUGGCUGGAUGAUAACUUCAUGGCCAUGGUCCCAGCCACGCCAAUGAGGCAGAGAGAGACCGUGUCUGCCUUUAUCAGCAUAUCGCCCUACUCCACCGUGGAGACGUUCACUCUAAGGGUAAAAUUAAAAGAAGGAGUGACGUUCCUUGGGGCGCGUCCCAGCAACCCCACUCAGUGGAUCGUCAGCCAGGACUUGAGGAGUGAAGGUCAUCGUGUGGUAACCCUCCACUGCCUCAGAAAGGAGUCCACGUACGAUCAGCAAAGAUCUGAGUUGGGAGCUCAGAGGGUUCUCCAGGUGGAUCUGAAAAUGGAAAGCUUCCCACAGCCGACAGGCAGCCGCUGGAUGGCCUGGCAAGUGGAGUACCCGGCCAGUCGCGCCAUCACAAAAGAGGUCGAGACAGAGAUUCGCCUGGCGCAGGAGGAACUGGCAGGCAUUGUGCCUCUGGCCAUGGACACUGAGAUCCUGAACACUGCUGUCCUGACCGGGAAGACAGUAGCCGUUCCAGUAAAGGUAGUGACCAUCGGAACAGACGCCUCUGUCACCGACGUCUCUGAAACGGUGACAUGCCGCUCGACGGAUGAAGACGUAGUGAAGGUCUCUGACAGGUGCGACUACGUUUUUGUGAAUGGCAAGGAGAUGAAGGGCAAGGUGAAGAUGAUGGUGAAUUUCACUUACGGCUACCUCAGCGCUCAGCUGGAGCUCUGCGUGUGGAUCCCUCGCCUCCCGCUCCAGAUUGAGGUGUCAGACACGGAGCUGAGCCAGAUCAAAGGGUGGCGGGUGCCCACCGCCGCAACGGGUCAGAGAGCCGCAUGGGACAUCGAGGACGAGGACGACGAGGACAGGCGGGGACGAAGCUGCACUCUGCAGUACCAGCAUGCUAUGGUCAAAGUCCUGACCCACUUUAUAGCCGAGUCAGCCGAAGCGCGAGGUCAGACCGCCUUCAUGCUGGGCUCCGACUGGCAGGUGGACAUCACAGAGCUUGUAGGGGACUUCCUGAAGGUAGAAGACCCCCAUAUAGCAAAGCUGCUUGACAGAAGGAUCCUGGCUGGACAAGACCCAGGAAUGACCACUAUCCAGGUCCUGUCCCCACUGUCCGACUCAAUCCUGGCGGAGAAAACUGUCACAGUGGUGGACGACAAAGUGACCAUCGCAGAACUGGGGGUCCAGCUGGUGACAGGACUGUCUAUGGGCCUGCAGUUGAGUCCAGGAAGUAACAGGGCCAUCCUGGCUACUACCAGCACACAGGAAGUUCUGCAGAACCCCAAACAGGAGGCCUUGAUCAGCGCCUGGCUCCAGUUCAGUGACGGCUCUCUGGCUCCGCUGGAUCUCUACAACACAGACUUCUUCGUGCUGACCGCCAUGUCUCUGGACGAGAGGGUGGUGACGGUGCAGCAGGACCCCUCGUGGAAGUGGCCUAUUGUCGUGACGGAGGCGGAGGGCCAGGGCUUGCUCAUCAGGGUGGAAAUGACUGUCAACGAAGCUUGCCAGAAGUUCAAACGCCGCAGCGUUCUGGCCGCAGGGAACUGUAACGUCAGGGUGGCGUUUGGUCCCAGCGAAGGCUCGAGGGGAGGGAGCAACGACUACGGCCCGGACGGAGACGACGUGGAGAACAGAGGCAGGCUCUCGUCACAGGACAGGACCGGCCUGGAUACCCACUACUACGGCAGCUCCAUCUCUGACAUAGAAGACGCGGGGUCGAGGAGAGCGACCACGACCAGAAGUGCUAUCAUACGCAGGCCUAAGCUCUCAGACGAUGGUGGCCAAAACAUGCCGAUUGACUUUGCAGACUUUCCUGCGCAGGUGGAUCUGCCUCACGGCCGCAACACCGACAACGACCUCAUGCAUGGCGGCCGCGGACUCACCGACCUGGAGAUUGGCAUGUACGCCUUGCUCGGCGUCUUCUGCCUCGCCAUCCUGGUCUUUCUCAUCAACUGCAUUUCCUACACCCUUAAAUACCGCCACAAGGAGCUCUCCAUCGAGGGCCAGGAGAACCUGAACCACGCCCACGACUGGGUGUGGCUGGGGAACGAGGCAGAGCUGCUGGAGAGUCAGAUCAGCCUGUCGCCGCAGCAGGAGGAGCAGACCUCCAUGAUUGACUCCAGCAGCGGCCUGGAGGAGGGCAGCCACCUGCUUAACGGCGGCUCCAUGCUGAAGAACGUGCAGGGACAGGUGCACCGCGCCGCGGACACAGCGAAGGACGGGAAAGGGGACUCUCCCACCACCAAGAGGAAAAGAGUGAAGUUCACCACGUUCACCAGUCUUUCGUCGGACAAUAGCCACCCGGCUGUCAGCACGCUCACAGGAAGCCACAGCCAGGACAUUAAGUGGGUGUGCCAGGACGUGCAGCUGGGAGACUCCAAGGAGUUGCGUAACUACAUGGAAAGGUUAAACGACAGUGCAUUAAAAGAGGUGGCGUAAUGUACAGCGUACACUUGCUACAAACUCACCCUUUUGCCUUUCAGAGGAGAGUGGGUCUCAACAGAUCCGUGUCUGGGGAAAGAGGAGGACGUUUGAACACAGAAUCACCUCAAACUGCCAAAGGAUCUUCAAAUUUAAGAGGACGGUCAUGAAUCCAUUAAAAAAAAAAAAACAUACACACAAACAUGUCAAUCAGGUGGAUCCUUUCCCUUUUAGUUCAUUAGAUGAUGAUCUUUUUAUUGUUGUUUUGUUAAUACAGGGAUUAGAAUCCAGAAACCCAGGACGGAUGUUGACAUUCAAGUGACUAUUAAACGAUUUUUAAACAAACUCUCUACAACAGCUGGAUCGAUGUUUGGAACAUGUGUGCACAUCAAAUCGUUUUGGAGGUUUUGUAUUGCUUUGGAUACUCAUUUCAUAAAACACACGCCCCCUGUCGAAGGAAGAGUUCUGGACAAAAGCAGAUGAGCUUCUGCAUGUUGUUGGUACCGAGAAAGAAAAAAAAAAAAGGCACAAAUUUCCAAUUCUUUCUUAUCCUUCUUUAGCAAGGCAGAAAACCUGUUAUGUACAAACCGAACAUUCUCCAAAUCAUUGUAUUGUUGCUCUGUAUAUUGUAUUUUCAUAAUAAUUAAGGAAUACACAAUAAUGUCCAGACUGUGAA